This is a messenger RNA of Hydatigera taeniaeformis, 420 nucleotides long. The record is from the annotation of a GenBank genome assembly. Lineage: Eukaryota; Metazoa; Platyhelminthes; Cestoda; Cyclophyllidea; Taeniidae.
AUGUCGCGAAGGGAUCACCAAGUGGGUCACAUUGUAUUGGCUCUCAUUGCUGUCAUCCUCUUCUUCACGGCGAUCGGCUACAGUGGAUGGGAUUGUAGAGGCAGCAUUUUGGGCAAGGCGUGUGUAAAAAACUCGGUUAACCUGACAGCUGGCGCCCUCCUCACUACAGCUGGUGUGGUUAUCUUUUUUGCCGUCAUCUUCCUCAUUCUUAAAGUGGCAAAAGGAAAGGACUGGAUGGACAUCCUAGCCAUUGUGCUAACCGUGAUUGCCGCGAUUUUAGCGAUGGCUGGAGUGUUUUACUACUUAAAUAGCAAACAAAUGUGGUCUCCAUUCAUCGCUACCAUUGCGAUGUCUCUCAAUGUGGCUCUUGCCGCCAUUCUCACUUUCGAUCAUUGCACCAUCAAUGUGCACAAAGCCUAA